Molecule: messenger RNA, 830 nt
Organism: Phalaenopsis equestris
Lineage: Eukaryota; Viridiplantae; Streptophyta; Magnoliopsida; Asparagales; Orchidaceae
Product: peptidyl-prolyl cis-trans isomerase
Exons: 1
Coding region: 66-587 (173 amino acids)
Biological process (GO): protein folding; protein peptidyl-prolyl isomerization
Cellular component (GO): cytosol; plasma membrane
Molecular function (GO): peptidyl-prolyl cis-trans isomerase activity
Source: RefSeq, a predicted model, not a curated record
AAACCCUAAUUCUCAUCCAGGACUGCAAGGCAAGCAAACCCUAACCCUAAUCCGCAACAAAAAAGAUGUCUGCCAAUCCGCGCGUUUUCUUCGACAUGACGAUCGGCGCCUCCCCAGCCGGUCGCAUCGUCAUGGAGCUUUUCGCCGACACGACUCCACGCACGGCCGAGAACUUCCGAGCACUCUGCACCGGCGAGAAGGGCAUCGGCAAGUCCGGGAAGCCGCUUCAUUAUAAGGGAUCGGCCUUUCACCGCGUGAUCCCUCAGUUCAUGUGCCAGGGCGGAGACUUCACUGCCGGAAAUGGAACCGGUGGAGAAUCGAUCUAUGGUGCGAAGUUCGCCGAUGAGAACUUUACGAAGAAACACACCGGUCCCGGUAUUCUAUCCAUGGCUAACGCGGGAUCGAACACGAACGGGUCCCAGUUCUUCAUCUGCACGGAGAAGACAGCUUGGCUCGAUGGAAAGCAUGUUGUAUUUGGCCAAGUUGUGGAGGGCUUGGAUGUUGUGAAGGCAAUUGAGAAGGUGGGUUCUUCGUCUGGACGGACUUCCAAAGAGGUGAAAGUCGCUGACUGUGGCCAGAUCUCUUAAGAGGCUUAUCGUUGAAGAUCGGCCGUCAGUAACUCUAUCGAUGUGUUCUGGCCUUCUAUCUUCUAUCUUGCGCUGAUGUCUGCUGUGCUAUCUUCUUGUGUUGGUUUCCGUUCUGUAUCGAUCUAUGUUUUCUUGUUAUGACUUGAAUUUCUUAUCAAGUUUCUCCUUUUAUGAUAUCGAGUCGCUGAAAAAUCGAGUUGCUGAUAUUUAGAAUAUGAAUAAAUCGAAGUACUUCCAUCUGAA